AUGGAGGGUGGAGGUGACUGGAGCAUGCUAAAGUGCUCUGGGGGUGCACACGAUAAGACAAUAACUAACCGUGUAAUGCUCAGAUUCCGUCCGAUCGCUCCAAAACCGGUCACUGGAGAUUCAUAUUCCUGUGGUUCCCAGUUUAAUAGCAAGAACUCGGUCGUUACUAGCAAGAGGUCGAAGAGAAAGUACGUUAGGGUUUGUGAGAAAAAUAAUACUAGGAAGAAACGAAUCUUGAAUGAAGCUAAAGAUAAGGAUGAAAAUAAGAGUUUCGUUACCCUACAGUUGAUGCCGGAGAAAGCAGAUCUAAGGGAAUCAAUCGUUGUUGGAAGAUCAUGGGAUGUCGACGAUGAUGAUCCUGAUCGAGCUUUAGGUCUUAAUAAUUAUCGUUUUCAAGAUCCACCAUCGCUGUGCUUGACGUUGAAGAAAAUGAUUGCGGCAGACCACGAGGGGUUGUCCAUAUCCAAUCCGGGGUGGCGGACGAGGAAAACGGUGGUUGGGUCGUCGUUGAUGGUGGAGAGUGUGAUGGAAACUUGCAUUGACGAAGGAGAGAUGGCGAAAUGUACAGACGUGGAGAAAAUGAAGAAUCUCGAAAAGGACACGUGUCCAGGUUUUAUAUCGGAUGGAUUGAACCAGGUCUUGUGGGUGAACCGAGCUUAUAAAAACAUGGUAGGAUUGGAGGACGAGGGGGAGGGGGAAGAACGCUCGGAAAUCGCCGUGGAGUUGGUUGUGAAAGACUGGUUCGUCUUUCCUAGCGGCGCAUUCUCCUGCCGCGCACGGUUGCGGUACGUCGACGAAAACGGUAAGAAUUGCUCGAAAACGGUUCCCUGCGACGUUUGGAGGCUGAGCUACGGUGGAUUGGCAUGGCGGCUGGAUGCCAAGGCCGCUCUCAGUUUGGGACUCUAG
This is a messenger RNA of Hibiscus syriacus, 906 nucleotides long. RefSeq lists its product as uncharacterized. Bases 1 to 906 code for a protein of 301 amino acids. NCBI's taxonomy places the organism in Eukaryota, Viridiplantae, Streptophyta, Magnoliopsida, Malvales, Malvaceae. The record is from RefSeq and is a predicted model, not a curated record. The transcript has a single exon.